AGCAACAUCUGGAAGAGCCGAACACACACCAGAAACACAGAUUAUCCAUAAACAAAAGAGGCUGUUUUCACUGUCAUUUAUGAAUCUGCAGCAAGAAAAAUGUAAACGUGAGGAAGAUUCAAGUCUAGACACAGGAGAGUUGGUCAAAUUGUGCCACAGAGUGAACGGAGGAAGGACAGAAUAAUUAAGUAUCACAGCUGAAAUUUUUCUUUUCAGUAGUCUCAGUUUUCAAAUCUGCCUUAAAGAGAAAUGCAUUAAAAUGUAUUUGUCCUAUGACAAAAUUACAGACAGCUCAGUGUAAAAGUCUGUACGGGGCGAGUCCCAUCUGUUCUAAAGGGAACAUGUGAGAGCAGUGUUUCGGGGACAAACGGUGCAGUUUUGUAAUAUUCAAAUAAGGGUGGUUUUUGAAAACACCUCCCAGGGGAUACACGCUGAGAAGAUUAUGAUCUAAAAGUUGAAGAAACAUACUUGCAAAGCCGAUAUCUGUGUUUAUGUCGGUAUUGAAGUGGGUGUGAUCUAAACCUGAAGAAAUAUUUUAAUAAACCUGCCUGAAAUAUUAGGGAAAAAAACAACCAGAUUUACAGACUCGAUGGCUCCCAAAGAAGUUAAGAACAAGGGCGUGAAAUCUCUCAAGGAAGUCCAGACCGUCACUGAGGGUCUGAAGUUUCUCUACCGUCAGAAGCUGCUUCCUCUGGAAAAGUAUAACGGCUUCUCAGACUUUCAUUCUCCCAGUCUGGAAGAUGCAGACUUUGACAAUAAGCCUAUGAUCCUUGUUGUGGGUCAGUGUUCGACGGGGAAGACCACUUUCAUUAGGUAUCUUCUUGAACAAGACUACCCAGGAUGUAGAACCGGACCUGAACCUACAACCGACUGUUUCACUGCUCUCAUGCACCGCGAUGUUGAGGGGGUGAUCCCAGGCAAUGCUCUGGUUAUGGACACCAACAAACCUUUCCGCAAGCUAAAUUUUUUUGGCAACACCUUCCUCAACCGGUUCCAGUGUGUGCAUUUUCCAAACCAGGUCCUGGAAAGCAUCAGCAUUAUUGACACACCAGGAAUUUUGUCCAGCACUAAGAAAAGACUGAGCAGAGGCUACGAUUUCCCCGCAGUCUUGCGCUGGUUUGCUGAGCAUGUGGACCUCAUCAUCCUCCUGUGCGAUGCCCACAAACUGGAGCUCUCGGAUGAGUUCUCACGAUCCAUCGUGGCGCUACGGGGGUACGAAGACAAGCUGCGUGUGCUGCUCAACAAGGCCGACAUGGUGGAUUCGCAGCAGCUCAUGCGGGUUUACGGGGCACUGAUGUGGUCACUGGGUAAAGUCAUAUGCACCCCGGAGGUCCUGAGGGUCUACAUCGGGUCCUUUUGGUCGGCGCCGUUCAGGACGACCGAGAACCGCGUGCUGUUCGAGCUAGAGGAAGAAGAUCUGUUUAACGAGAUCCAAAACCUGCCUCGCAAUUCUGCCUUGAGAAAACUUAACGACUUGGUAAAGAGGGCACGACUUGUGCGGACCCAUUCUUACAUCGUCAGCUUUCUGAAAGAGGAAAUGCCAAUGUUUCGUCGAAAUAACAAAAAACGUGACCUGAUUUAUGAUCUUCCGGUCAUUUUCUCGAGGAUCCAACAGCGGCAUCAGAUCCCAGCUGGAGAUUUUCCUGAUUGUGCAAAGAUGCAGGAGCGACUCAUGGAUUGUGACUUCACCAAGUUUAAAUCCAUCAAACCCAAACUCAUAGCAGGUCUGGAUGAGCUGCUGACAAGCGACAUCGCCAAGCUGAUGCCGCUCCUGCGCCAAGAGGAACUUGCUGCAGCUGAGCAGCCCGGUGUCCAAGGCGGUAUACUAGUAACGAACAGAGGCCCGUUUUUCGAAGGGAACCCGUUCUAUUAUUCAGGGUCCAAUGAAGAGUGCGAGGAGGUCCCUGAAGAUGCAUGGGUGGUUGCCAAAGACAAACCGAAAUAUGAUGAGAUCUUCUACAACCUGUCUCCUCAGGAUGGCAAGCUCAAUGGGAUGAAAGUGAAGGACUGGAUGACCAGCACUCGGUUGCCCAACUCGGUCCUGAACCGAGUUUGGAAGCUGUCCGAUGUGGACGGAGACGGCAUGCUCGACGAUGAAGAGUUUGCUUUAGCCAGCCACCUUAUCGAGGUGAAAUUAGAAGGCUUCGGGCUUCCGGCCAAGCUUCCUGCUGACCUGGUGCCGCCGUCUAAAAGGAGACGCAAAACGUCGAGCGCAGGGAAGACUGGUGCGGAGAUGUAGACCCUUUGUCUGUAAAUUCGAAUGAUAAUUUGAGCAGAUGAAAGAUGACUCAGCAAGAUUUACUUGUGAUUAAUGGGAUAAAAAAAAUCGACUCUUAUCUAUGUAUAAAACACUUUAUCAAAUAAUCCUCCAGUACAGCAAUUCUUAAAUAUCCUUAAGGAAUUUUUAAAAUAUUUUUCUUUCUAAACACCCAACCACAGACCUUUAACCAGAUGUGUUAUAUAAAAAUAUUAUAAAAUCAUAUCAUGUUAAAUGUCAUAUUUUCUCAUUUUAUUAAUAUCAUAGAUUAAUGUUAUUAUUAUCUGCUUUCAUGUGUCUCAGCAGGUGAUAAGCUUAUUACUACAGUAAUAAAAUGUUAAUAACCAUCAUCAUCAUCAUCAUCAUCAUCAUCAUGUCAUUAAGGAAAUGAAUGUAAUGAAACUUCAUUGGGGUCUGAGAGAGUUGAUAACAGUGAUAUAAAAUAUAAUAAAAUAAGAUAAACAAG
Messenger RNA from Tachysurus vachellii, 2723 nucleotides. RefSeq names its product EH-domain containing 2a (gene ehd2a). Gene Ontology annotation, molecular function: protein binding; GTP binding; calcium ion binding. Gene Ontology annotation, cellular component: plasma membrane; cytoplasm. The coding region runs from base 590 to 2239 and encodes 549 amino acids. Lineage: Eukaryota; Metazoa; Chordata; Actinopteri; Siluriformes; Bagridae. The transcript has 8 exons. Gene Ontology annotation, biological process: endocytosis; endosomal transport. The record is from RefSeq and is a predicted model, not a curated record.